Helianthus annuus (common sunflower) is the source of this 1517-nucleotide messenger RNA. RefSeq names its product cyclin-D4-2. Bases 268 to 1281 code for a protein of 337 amino acids. The record is from RefSeq and is a predicted model, not a curated record. Gene Ontology annotation, molecular function: cyclin-dependent protein serine/threonine kinase regulator activity. Gene Ontology annotation, cellular component: cyclin-dependent protein kinase holoenzyme complex; nucleus; cytoplasm. The transcript is spliced from 6 exons. Lineage: Eukaryota; Viridiplantae; Streptophyta; Magnoliopsida; Asterales; Asteraceae. Gene Ontology annotation, biological process: mitotic cell cycle phase transition; regulation of cyclin-dependent protein serine/threonine kinase activity.
AUCUUUUCUCCUCUACAUAAGCCGCACUCCUUGCUAUUCAUUUCUCUCACAUCCCCUCUCUCUCUCUCUCUACUUCUAGAGUGAGACGAAGCAAAUAGUGUGUGUCUCAUCUAUUCAUUCCUUCUCAAUCUCCAAAUCAAUCUUCACAACAAAAUGAAGAAAUCCCAGUUUUGAUCUGCAACAUUCUUUCAUUUUUUUCUCAAAAAGCCCAUAUUUUUUUCUUUCAUUUUUUUUUGUUUUUUUAAUUGUUUUUUAGGGUUUCUUGAAAUGGCACCCUCUGAUUUUGCACUUUCAAGCCUACUGUGUGAAGAAGACAAUGAUUCCAUUUCUUAUGAUGAUUAUGCUGAUGUUGAUGAUUUUAGAGGUUUAGACUGGAAUAUUAAUCAGGGUCAUAAUCAAAAUCCAAUCUUGAAAAUGAAAGAUGAAACAGAGUACUAUUUUCUCGAUCUGCCUUUGCAAAAUGAUGCAAGAUUGACCUUGUUGACUUCAAAAGAACAUGAACAAAAUGUGGGUUUGGAUCUUUAUUUGAAAAGAUUGAAAGAUCAAAACUUGUUUUUGGUUGCCAGACAACAAGCUGUUGAUUGGAUUUUAAAGGUCAAUGCUCAAUUUAAUUUUGGACCAUUAUGUGCAUAUCUAUCUGUAAAUUAUUUGGACAGAUUUCUUGCAGUUUAUGAAUUACCUAAGGACAGCCCUUGGAUGAUGCAGUUGCUGAGUGUAACCUGUUUAUCACUUGCAGCCAAAGUGGAAGAAACUGAAAUUCCCACAAUUUUGGAUUUGCAGGUUGGUGAAUCAAGAUUUGUGUUUGAAGCAAAAACAAUUCAAAAAAUGGAAUUGAUUGUUUUGAGCACAUUGAAGUGGAGAAUGCAAUCAGUGACUCCAUUUUCCUUCAUUGAUUCAUUCAUUAGAAAGGUUAAUGAUGAUGGUCAAAGUCAAACCAAUUUAAGAUCUUUAAUCUUGAGGUCUACCCAGAUUAUUUUAGGUUUGAUCCAAGGUAUUGAAUUCUUGGAAUUUCAACCUUCUGAGAUAGCAGCAGCAGUGGCCAUAUGUGUAGUUGGAGUUGAAGUUGAAAAGAUUCAAACUUUAGCACUCUUUGAGCAUUUAAACAAGGAGAGGGUUCUAAAGUGUGUGGAAGUUGUGAUCAAGAGUUGUACCAUGAGCUUUGGGAGUGGUACAUUGCCUGAAAGUCCAAUUGGUGUGCUUGAGGCUGCAAUCUUGAGCAAUAAAAAUGAUGAUUCACCUACUUGUGCUAAAAGGAGGAGGCUCAACAAUAUUAGCUUGUGAAAAAAUAUGGAUGAAAAUAAAUCUUAGGGAUUUAUUUUUUAAGUUUUGGUAGUAUGGUUGGUUGUGAAAUGUCAAAACUACCCCUUAAGAAUAAAAAGAAAAGAAAAAAAUGGGGAUAAUAAACUAAAAUGGUUAGCAUUUUUUAAUUAUAGAAGCCAUUAAAGUAAGGAGAGUAGCUGAGGAAAUUAUAAAAAUGGAAAUAUAUACAUUAAAUUUUGUUUUAUUGGUGGAUACAA